ACUCUUUCUCCGACCAAUAAUAGACCCCUCACGUCAAAACACUUCCGGUUUGCUCUCCAACUUGCCUUUCCAUCGGAGCAGAUAUCAGAGGAGUGAACACCACGUAGACCAUAAGCUAAAAAAAAAAAACAUAAAGAUGCCUCCCAAAAAGACAGAAGCUCCCAAACAGCCUACAUUAAUUGGACGAUUUGGAACCUCUCUGAAAAUUGGAAUUGUGGGAUUACCUAAUGUUGGGAAAUCCACCUUUUUUAAUGUGCUGACCAAAAGCCAAGCUUCUGCAGAGAACUUCCCUUUCUGCACAAUUGACCCAAAUGAGAGCAGGGUACCUGUUCCUGAUGAGCGAUUUGAUUUUCUCUGCCAAUACCACAAACCAGCCAGUAAGGUUCCAGCUUUUCUAAACAUUGUGGACAUUGCUGGUCUGGUGAAGGGAGCUCACUCAGGACAGGGACUUGGAAACGCCUUUCUCUCCCACAUCAGUGCCUGUGACGGCAUCUUCCACAUGACUCGUGCGUUUGAUGAUGAGGAUAUUAUCCACGUGGAGGGUAACGUUGACCCAGUGAGGGACAUUGAGAUCAUCCACGAGGAGCUGCGACUAAAGGACGAGGAAAUGAUUGCUCCAAUCCUUGACAAACUGGAGAAAACUGCAGUCAGAGGAGGUGACAAAAAACUCAAACCUGAAUAUGAUAUCAUGUUAAAGGUGAAACAUUGGAUAGAGGAGGAGAAGAAACACGUCAGAUUUUACCAUGACUGGAACGACAAAGAGAUUGAGGUGUUAAACAAAUACCUGUUUCUGACAUCCAAGCCCAUGAUCUACCUGGUCAAUCUCUCAGAGAAGGAUUACAUCAGAAAAAAGAACAAGUGGUUGGCGAAAAUCAAGGAAUGGGUAGACGCUCAUGACCCCGGUGCUCUGGUCAUUCCCGUGAGCGGAGCUCUUGAGUCUAAACUGCAGGACAUGGAGGAGGAGGAGAAGAAAAAGUACUGCGAGGAAAUGAAGACUCAGAGUGUUAUGACCAAAAUAAUCAAGACCGGCUACGCAGCACUACAGCUGGAAUACUUCUUCACAGCCGGACCAGAUGAGGUGCGGGCGUGGACCAUCAGGAACGGUACCAAGGCUCCUCAAGCUGCAGGAAAGAUCCACACUGACUUUGAGAAAGGCUUCAUCAUGGCCGAGGUCAUGAAGUACAAUGACUUCAAAGAGGAGGGCAGUGAAAAUGCAGCCAAGGCUGCUGGAAAAUACAGGCAACAGGGCAGGAACUACGUGGUGGAGGACGGCGACAUUAUCUUUUUCAAAUUCAACACACCCAAUGCACCUAAAAAGAAACCAUAAGACCAUACGAUCAGCAGAGGGAGAACUCAGAAUAUUGUUUAGUUGGGCCUCAAAGAGCUACACUGUUUGCUGGUUUUCAUACUUCUCUUUGAAUUCAGAGGACCAGCACAUGGCUUGGUUGGCCAGAGGUUUUUACUCAACCGACCUCCCAGGUCUAUUGAAAUGAUUAACGUUUCUGUACGAGAAUAACACACAUUCCUAUCUGUAAUAUUUGGAGCAAAUUUUCAAAUGGCACUAACUGUACCAGUCAUACAUUUUUGAAAACACUAAAUUCCAGCUUUCAUGGUCGAAGAACGGGUAUAAUUGAACUGAGAAAUAUAUAAUUUUUGAUUUUACUAGAAAUAGAUGUAUAAACGGUAACAGAACACAAACUGCACAUUGUUUUCUAAUUGAUGCUGGCCCUGUCCAUGUGUUUUUAAUAUGCAUCAGAUGAUCAGAGCUUGUCCUCUUUUCUAGAUAUUUUUCGAUCAUUUAAGCCACAAUGCUCAAAGAGACUUUUUGUUGAAAUUUAUCUUUAUUUAUUCCAUUCCUCUGAGUAAUAACAGCUCGCCUUUCUGUCAUUAGUUGACAAUUACCCGACUGUGGACUGCUGAUUAAUUGGCGAGCUUUCACAUCAUAACGACACUUUUAAUUAGUGCUUUAUUACAGGCACCUGUGUGCUCAAUCUGUAAAUCAGCUCUUAUGUCAUAAAAUAAAUUUAAACAGUUCCACCAUGAGUGAUAGUAAUAUACAACAUUUGUUGUUUGCCACAGGUGCCUAAUCAGCAUUAAUUAGGUAAAGGCCAUCUUUAAUGAGUUUUAGGUAUUUUCUCCUAGAAUUAAGAAGACAAACUAUUUUCUCAGUUCCUUUAUACCUUUUACCUGAAUUAAACUUUGUUUUAUGCUAUUGACAAUAAAGUCUUAAUACCUUUGCCAAUUAUGCUGAAAUAUACUGUCUAUAAAUGUUUUACUGGUGCUGUGUUUAGUAUUAAGAGAAAAUGAAAGCCAUCACGCAGUGUUGUACUUUAGGCCAGUACUGUGCUGUAUUCUGAGUGGGAAGAAUAUUGUUAUUUUAGAAAGAGCAAAGCAGGCAUCCCUGAAAGUGCAGGAAUAAGACACCCGAAUAGAGAAUGUUGUUAUAAACACUGCUUUUAUUGACUUUGGUUUGGGCUGGUUAAAAAAAGGACGACAUUUACUUUAUGAACUCCACCCUGUGUUGCGAGACAAUGCUUUAUUGUAAAUCAGCUACAAGAGCGCUGUGGAUCACCUGGAUUGUGCAGCCUCAUGAUGCCUCUUGUUUCACCUCACUGAAUCCAUAGUGUGAAUCUUUAUUUUCAAGAGCACCCAACGAUCCCAUCAUUAAAGAUUCUGUGGAGGAUAGAAAAUCCCAUGAACCUUAGGGAGCCAAGAUAUAAUAAAUGUCAUCCUCAUCAAUAUGCAUGUGUCAAUAAAAGGAGACAAACCUGUCA
Molecule: messenger RNA, 2774 nt
Organism: Sander lucioperca (pikeperch)
Lineage: Eukaryota; Metazoa; Chordata; Actinopteri; Perciformes; Percidae
Product: obg-like ATPase 1
Exons: 11
Coding region: 137-1327 (396 amino acids)
Cellular component (GO): cytoplasm
Molecular function (GO): ATP binding; GTP binding; ATP hydrolysis activity
Source: RefSeq, a predicted model, not a curated record